This is a messenger RNA of Aspergillus pseudotamarii, 1442 nucleotides long. RefSeq lists its product as uncharacterized. NCBI's taxonomy places the organism in Eukaryota, Fungi, Ascomycota, Eurotiomycetes, Eurotiales, Aspergillaceae. Gene Ontology annotation, biological process: transmembrane transport; metal ion transport. Gene Ontology annotation, cellular component: membrane. The record is from RefSeq and is a predicted model, not a curated record. Gene Ontology annotation, molecular function: metal ion transmembrane transporter activity. The transcript has 8 exons. The coding region runs from base 103 to 1281 and encodes 392 amino acids.
GCCCAUAGUUAUAACAUCCCCAUUAGUCACCGUUUUGAUCCCAUUCUUUUUCCACUUCAUGUUGGGGUAAGCUCGGGGCUUAUUAGCAGAGCAGCUCUCACGAUGGAACUCAGCUCCGUAGACACGCCGCAGCCGCCCGAAGUCACCAUCUUUGAAGAUGUUGGCACCGAUAUAUUGCGACCGCAAGAGGUGGUCGACUUAGGAGCAUUUUUGAGUUCAUCUCAACGCUCCUCUACCCAGGUCAUCUUUGCUCAACAUGAAUUGCUGGAGGAAUACGACUCCCAUCUCAGCCUUCCUCCUGAUUUCCGGAACACUUUCGGAGCGGACCUGAACUCCUCGUUUCACACUGAAUAUGGCUUUACCGGACACGCAAUCACCCACCAUGUCUCAUGGUCCUUGUUCAAAAUCAAAAUAGUCGAGCAACCGGGCGAAUAUCACUGGAUUCAGGCAUCCGUCUUCAUCAAUUGGGAUCUGCAAGCUAAUCAACAAAGAAUUGUCUUCGUUGAUGUCCCUGAUAAUGAACGCAAGCAGCUUGAACAGAACUUUCCCACCCGGGAUAUGAGAGAUCGAAACCCGUACAUCUGGCAUGCGGUAUUCGGGCACAUCAUGGCGAGUUUAUAUAACCGGUCUUUUUGGAAACAACGAAAUGUCAUCCGGGAAACAGAAAAGAUCCGAAAUGCUUCCAGCGAGAACCUGCCCAAGUUCCUCAAAAACCUCAACGAUAGCGCCCGCCAUGCUGUGCAUCUGAACGAGACCAUGGAGGUAGCGGAGCAUACCAUGAACAGGUUACUUAUCGAGCAUUCACACUGGAGAGAUGAGUUUCCGGAAUACGUGCUGGGACAGAAUAAUGUCGUCCGCGGCACGUAUUUCCAGACGAGGCAGAAAUUGGCCUUCGUCGCGAAAGAAAUCCAUUCGGCUAGAACUAGGUCAAGGACUCUAACUGAUCGAUUAGCUAGCGAGAUUCAACUUGCAAAUACCCUCGUCUCCCAUGAAAUGAGUCGUAACACCCGCUACGACAGCAUGGUCAUGAAAACCCUCAGCUUCAUGGGUAUGAUUUAUCUGCCGGGGACAUUCGUUUCCGGCAUCUUCGGGUCCAACUUUUUUGACUUCCAAUCAGGCGCAAAAGAAUCGUGGGAGAUGUCCCACGAGUUCUGGCUCUAUUGGGCCGUGACGAUUCCGCUGACGCUGGCGACCUUUGUGGUCUGGGCGUUGUGGCAUUAUCGGGCGCAGUUGGGGUUCUUGGGGAGGGGACGUAUAAGGGAUGCUAGUGAGCAGGUUUGAUUGGGUUGAUUGGAUUUUUGGAUAUUGGAUUUUGUGGAUAUCGGGUAUUGGGUAUAGAGUAUAGUAUUAUUGAUGAUGUUAUGAGUUAUGAUUUUUCGCUUCUACACGUCUUUCGGUGUUUUAUAUUUUUUUUGUCUGGAUAUAACAUGUGUUUUUUCUUU